Phragmites australis (common reed) is the source of this 2062-nucleotide messenger RNA. Its product is annotated as protein EARLY-RESPONSIVE TO DEHYDRATION 7, chloroplastic-like. Lineage: Eukaryota; Viridiplantae; Streptophyta; Magnoliopsida; Poales; Poaceae. The coding region runs from base 353 to 1792 and encodes 479 amino acids. The transcript has 4 exons. Gene Ontology annotation, cellular component: plasma membrane. The record is from RefSeq and is a predicted model, not a curated record.
CGGGCGCCUACUCCGUGGCCGAUGAGUUGUCCCCCCGGCCUCGCCCGCGACGUCGACGCGUGGUUCCCCGGUUCCUUCCUUCCAAAGCCUUCUCGUCUUAUCGGUUUGCCGCGGAUCCAAUGCCACCACCGUCUCCGUAUCCAAACCUGUGCCGCGGCGAACGUGCAACAGCCGACGAACGAGCCGAGCCGCGUGCGCUUCAGUUUGAGCAACCGUCGCAGGCUCGCGGCAACAGCUGACGAGCAGAAGAUCUCCGCCUUCGCCAUUUCCUCCUCCGCACUUCCCUCUCUCGAUUCUAUCCACGGAGAACAAAAGGAAAGCGCGACCGACUAGCAAAGCAAGCGAAUGCGCCAUGGCUUCCGCCUCCUCAAACGCCAAGCAGAGCUUCUACCCCGAGGUGGAUCGAUCUCACCCCGACCUCAACACCGCCUUCCUCUCCGCCCCCGCCACCGCGGCCACGGGCACCUCCCUUUACCCCACCGUCGACCCCAAUAAGCUCGCCGAGAACCUCUUUCCUGAGACGGCCGAGGACGACGCCGCGCCGCCGCCGCCCACCACCGAGGAGACCCUCGUGACCGUCCCAGGUGCGCAGCUCCACCUCGUCGACCCUGACCGCAGCCUCAACCUCGGCGCGGGCACGCUCUCCAUCAUCCGCCUUCGCCAGGGGGACCACUCCGUCGCCAUCCUCGCGCGCCUCAACCCCCAGAAGCCCCAUCAGCGCUGCGGCCUCUUCCGCCUGUUUAGCAGCGGGCGGUCCGGCGAUGGCGCCGAGCAGGAGUCCGUCCAGUGGCCGCUAGCCCGCGACGUCGCAGCGGUCAAGCUCGACCCCGCGCACUACUUCUUUUCGCUCCAUGUUCCGCACACGGACCACGACGACGACAAGGAUGACGCGGUGGAGGCGGAGGGAGAGGCGGCGCUGAGCUACGGGCUCACGGUCGCCGGGAAAGGGCAGGAGAAGUUCCUGGAGGAGCUGGACAGGGUCCUGGAGGAGUACACCACCUUCUCUGUGAAGCAGGUGGAGGCGGCGGCGAAGGAGAAGUCGGAGGUGAUGGACGCGAGGGCUGUGGCGGAGAUCACGCCGGAGGAGGCAGUCGGGGACAAGAAGGAGGUGAUGGAGGAGCAAUCGGCGGUGUUCUGGACGACGAUCGCGCCGAACGUGGACGACUACAGCUCGUCUGUGGCGAGGCUGGUCGCGCGGGGUUCGGGGCAGCUGGUGAGGGGAAUCAUCUGGUGCGGGGACAUCACGGCGGAAGGUCUGCGGCGUGGGGAGGAGGUGGUGAAGAAGAGUGUGGGGCCAAGCGGGAAGCCGGCGCAGGUGAAGCCGAGCACUCUCAGGAGGAUGAAAAGGGCUAGGAGGGUUACAAAGAUGUCCAACAGAGUGGCAAAUUCAAUCCUCUCUGGUGUUCUAAAGGUCACAGGCUUUGUUACAAGCACUAUGUUGAACUCCAAACCAGCACAAAAGUUCUUCAAACUGAUGCCUGGCGAAGUUAUUCUUGCUUCACUUGAUGGAUUUGGGAAAAUAUGGGAUGCUGUAGAGGUGUCUGGCAAGAAUGUGAUGCAAACAUCAUCAGUUGCGACAACUUCAGUUGUAACGCACAGAUACGGCGAGCAAGCAGGAGAGGCGACACACAAUUACCUCCACGCCACAGGAAAUGCUCUCGGAGCUGCAUGGGCUGUGUUCAAGAUUAGGAAAGCAUUCGACCCCAAGGGCAAUAUGAAGAAGUCGUCCAUGGUCAGCUCAGCAGCGCACGCCGUAGCUAAAGAAUCAAUAACCAGGCAAAAGAGGAAGUGAGCCGACGUGGUCGACGGUUUACUGUAUUCGUAGUGUAAUUUGUUGUUGUUGUUAUUGUCUUCCGCCAGUUAGUAAGGUAUCGCUUGUGAGUUGUGGCUGUUGUCAUGAUGCUUUUGAUCUUUCUUCCUCUCAUUUUUCCCUUUUGGUUUUGUGUUCAGUUUGUUGUACAAUGGUGUGGAACUUCGUAGGCAUGCUCUAAUGGUCUACAUACGUGUAAGAAUUAGAGAUAACAAGUAUGCACCUUGAGUCUGAUGAUUCUUGAAUGUUUCA